AUGUCUACAUGUGUGUUUAGGGUAAAGAUGAUUGUUCUUCUUGGAGAAGUUGGUGGUAUCGAAGAGUAUAAGAUUGUUGAUGCAUUAAAAGAUGGAAGAAUUACGAAACCUCUCGUCGCUUGGUGCAUCGGAACAUGCGCCGAUCAGAUCACCUCCGAGGUAAGAAAUCGAAAUGUGCAAUUUGGUCAUGCUGGUGCGUCAGCUAAUGCACAGCGUGAGACCGCUGUCGCCAAAAAUGCAGCUUUGAAGGCGGCUGGAGCAUAUGUGCCUCAUUCAUUCGAUGAUCUAGCGUCGUUUAUGACUUCAAUCUGUGAUGAACGAGGCGAAGAACUUCUUUACGCAGGAGUUCCGAUCACCAAGGUCCUCCAGCAAGAUAUAGGGAUCGGUGGAGUACUCGGAUUAUUGUGGUUCCAGAAACGCUUGCCAGAUUAUGCUAACAAGUUUAUUGAAAUAUGUCUGAUGAUUACUGCGGACCACGGCCCAGCUGUUUCUGGCGCGCAUAAUACAAUAGUGUGCGCAAGAGCUGGCAAAGAUCUCAUAUCUUCCUUGGUUUCCGGUCUUCUAACCAUUGGAGAUCGUUUUGGUGGAGCAUUGGAUGGAGCUGCUCGUCAGUUUUCGGAAGCCCUUGACAAAGGAUGGAGUCCGAUGCAGUUUGUGAAUGAGAUGCGAAAACAGGGAAAGCAUAUUAUGGGUAUUGGACAUCGCGUGAAAUCGAUCAACAAUCCCGACAAGCGAGUAGAGAUUUUGAAAAGUUUUGCAUUAGACCGUAACCAAUUCAAGCAGGAGACACCUCUCCUUGACUAUGCUUUGUUGGUAGAGAAAAUCACAACUGCGAAGGUGAGAAUAUAUCUUUGUUUGAAAUCUGGGAUCUUUCACCUCUGCACGUUGUUUUUGCAGAAGCCUAAUCUUAUUUUGAAUGUCGACGGCGCUAUUGGAAUCAUUUUCGUGGAUAUCUUGCGUCAUUCUGGAAUGUUCACAUCAGCGGAAGCACAAGAAACCAUUGAAAUCGGGGCCCUCAACGGACUAUUCGUGCUUGGUCGCAGUCUUGGUUUCAUCGGUAAGUUUAAUAUCUGCUCCAUGAAGAAGUCGUUCGCCCAGACAGGUUAAAG
Cylicostephanus goldi is the source of this 1109-nucleotide messenger RNA. NCBI's taxonomy places the organism in Eukaryota, Metazoa, Nematoda, Chromadorea, Rhabditida, Strongylidae. The record is from the annotation of a GenBank genome assembly.